Strongylus vulgaris is the source of this 339-nucleotide messenger RNA. The record is from the annotation of a GenBank genome assembly. NCBI's taxonomy places the organism in Eukaryota, Metazoa, Nematoda, Chromadorea, Rhabditida, Strongylidae.
AUGGAAGGGUGGAAAGUCACGCGAUACCGGAGUGACCAUAAGCCUCUCUACAAUGGCACAAGCAGCAGCCGCAAUGGAGUAGGUGUAGCCGUCUCAGAAAGCCCAAGAAACAAGAUUGCGGCAGUUGACCAAUUAAGUGAUCGACUUAUGAGCAUAAAGAUUGACAUUGGUAGAAAAAUCCUUCGAAUUGCCACCGCCUACGCUCCUCAAACAGGAUGCAAGGAGGGAGAAAAGGAUAUGUUCUGGCAGUACCUUGACGAUUACAUCACAUCCAUCCCACAGGAUGAGAUACUCCUGCUCGGAGCAGACCUAAACGGUCAUGUGGGGGAGAAAAGAAUU